CAAAUACGGAAUCCCAGUGGCCAUCCGAGGUAUCGGUGCCGCCAAUUGCCUGGUCGGUACUGUGGAAACCUCGCGUUCGGCGGGAAAGAAGACUCUGGACACUGCGAAGGCCACACUAUUGAUGCAGGUAACAAGGACGACUCCGUUUACCCUAGGGUAAUAUGGAUUCCGACUACGAGGCCACGCAGUGGUCUAGCCUGAACGACAGAAGCCCCAAGACAAUGUAUACACCGAAGCCUCGAACGGUCAUCUAUUUCGAAAUGAAAUAUGCUACAUUCCGAAGCGACUUCCCGAAGUUCCUUCUAGCAGACAUUGACAUGUAUUGUGGCCGGCAGAUAUAAUAAGUGAACAGCCUCCCCUUACUUCCGCUCCGCCUCUCAGGUCUUCUCGCAAUUCCAAUAUCCGUGUCGCUACCGCAAGGCUCUCCCCCCCGGCAACAUGAAGCCCUCUUUGCUAUUAGCUGCGGCUCUUGCAGCCAGCGUGAAUGGCGCAGCCAUUGAGGCCAGACAACGCAGGACAUCCACACGAGUCGUCGGAGGAGAUGUGGAAGAAUGCGGCCUGGAUGCAUUCGUUGGACACACUUCUGAGGCAUCUCUGUUUUGCAGCAGCAUGCUCAAAGGUGGAACUGCCACCGUCACCACCACCUACACCUCACGAGCCACCACAACUACAAAGGUUACCGUGAUCACAACCUUGUAUCCUCCGUCAUCUCCGGCCCCGACGACAACUAUCAGACCACCCACCUCUUCACGGACACCUUCCUCGACCGUUCGCCCUCCUACCUCAAGCCCUAAGCCGUCGUCCACCGUGAAACCUUCAUCGACGCUCAAGCCUUCCUCCACUACCCCGACCCCCUCACCUUCCACCACUCCUGGCUGCGGUCUCGUCGGCUACACCAAGAGCACUUCUGCCUACUACUUCGACUCAAGCGGCACGAAGAACAACUUCGCCGCCUGCUCUGCUGCCUGCAAAGCCGACAGCAAAUGCAAGAGCUUCGGCUACGGAGAAGCCAACUGCAUGCUCUUCGACGUCCUUGCCGGCGACAACACCAACUACAAUCCCAUGUCUCCCUACACUUUCUACGACUCCACCUGCCCCCAGGAGCUCCCCGUCCUCAAAGCCCGCCAGGUCAACAUCUCGCUCGGCCUCCCGCCUGCCGGCAUCUCGUCCGCUUGCUCGUGCCUUAUUGGAAGCGGACCUGGCGCUACGACCACGACGCUUACGACUACGGUUACGAGCAACAGGGUUACGGUUACGCAAACGGUGACGCGGACGGUGAGCUUGCUGCCGGAGGACUUGUUGUAG
Molecule: messenger RNA, 1305 nt
Organism: Westerdykella ornata
Lineage: Eukaryota; Fungi; Ascomycota; Dothideomycetes; Pleosporales; Sporormiaceae
Exons: 5
Coding region: 439-1305 (288 amino acids)
Source: RefSeq, a predicted model, not a curated record